This is a messenger RNA of Poeciliopsis prolifica (blackstripe livebearer), 1503 nucleotides long. RefSeq names its product claudin-4-like. The transcript has 3 exons. Gene Ontology annotation, biological process: cell adhesion; bicellular tight junction assembly. Gene Ontology annotation, cellular component: plasma membrane; bicellular tight junction. Gene Ontology annotation, molecular function: structural molecule activity. Bases 103 to 849 code for a protein of 248 amino acids. The record is from RefSeq and is a predicted model, not a curated record. Lineage: Eukaryota; Metazoa; Chordata; Actinopteri; Cyprinodontiformes; Poeciliidae.
GAAGCUAAUGCUAUUCGGGGGCCGUGACGUUGGAAAGUUCUGGAAUCCGCGAUGUUUGCCAUCCACGAAUGUGUGUUCAGCUAACUAACAGGAGCAGAAAACAUGUCUGGACCGUUUCGUAGCAGCAGGUGUGCAGUCAGAGCUGGAACACCUGAGUUUCCAACUGGGUGUGGCAACCAGUCGCUCCACUUCGGAGAAGACUUCCAGGCUCCCAUGGCUCUGCAGGAGCUGGGCAUCAGCCUGUCCAUGAUGGGUGUCGCCGGCACCAUGCUGAUCUGCGGCCUGCCCAUGUGGAAGGUCACGGCCUUCAUCGGCACCCACCUGGUGGUGAUGCAGGUGUUCUGGGAGGGCUUGUGGAUGACCUGCGUCAGCGAGUACACGGGCCAGAUGCAGUGCAAGCUCUACGACGCCCUGCUGGACCUGGCGCCGGAACUCCAGGCGGCCCGCGGCCUCGUUUGCGUCGGCCUGGUGCUGGGCUGCCUCGGGUUCCUCGUCUUCAUCCUGGGAGCUCGCUGCACCAACUGCCUGGGCCGCCCGCGGGUCAAAGCGAGGGUGGUGAUCGGCUCCGGCGCCAUCUUCUGCCUGUCCGCGCUCACCACGGUGGUCGCUGUCGCUUGGACCGCCAACACCAUCAUCACGGAUUUUCACAACCCCAGAGUUCCUGAGGUGCUGAAACGAGAGCUGGGCGCGGCCAUCUACAUCGGGUUUGUGACGUCCGGGCUGCUGUUCUGUGGAGGAGCCGUUCUCUGCCUGACCUGCCCACCAGAACCAGACGGGGUCCACUCCAGCGGCUACAUGCUGGCCGAGACUCCCACCCGGAGCAGCUACGCCAUCAAGAACUACGUAUGACAACAGAAACAAAACCACGACCUCUUGACCUCUACGGACUUCUUCAAGCCUUUUAUGGUGCUUGAUCCUUAAUUACAAUCUGUACACUGCAAAAUUCUACCACACAUAUGUUAUCACACUUGAAAUACAACAAAACUAACUUACAAAAACUCUCCAGCGAGAUAUGAUUGACUUAAAGCUUCAGUCUGUAAGAUUUUUAAUAAAAAUGUCACCAAAUGUCUGACAGUUUGAGGCAAAUAAUCUGAGAAAAGAUCCAUCUCCUCACUUCCACCCUGAACUGCUGCUGUCUGAACAAAUGACCAAUCAGAGCCACGAGGAGGGGCUUAGUGUUGUCAAUCAAACUUAUGUGCAUGCUGCUAAAUGUGUGAAUGGCGGAGAAACAACUUACUUUUCCAGAACAAAAUCAUGCUAACUAGCUUAACAAGAAACUGCAGAGCAAGAGAGUGAGGGAUGGGGGGAGUGACACGCUGUCAGGUUCUGUGUUUUUCUGUGUUUUAAUUCCGAGUUUCUGUGUCCUGAGUCUCCUCGUUGUCCUGUCUUCCCCUUGAUUCCCAGGUGUGUCUUGUUCCCCUGAUUGCCCUCAGUGUAUUUAGUCCCUCCUGUGUCCUUUGUUCCUCGUCGGGUCCUUGUAGUUGAUUGUCGUUGUUUUUUUGU